This is a messenger RNA of Prorocentrum cordatum, 441 nucleotides long. The record is from the annotation of a GenBank genome assembly. NCBI's taxonomy places the organism in Eukaryota, Dinophyceae, Prorocentrales, Prorocentraceae.
AUGUCGUGCCUGAUGGGCGCGAUCCGGCGAGCGUACUACGACAAGCAGAAGAUCUGCCACCCCGACAUAGCGGGGGAAGAAGGCGAAGAGAUGUGCAUCCUCCUGAAUGACGCCUACGACAUCCUCAGUAAGGACGACACUCGUGCAGCCUAUGAUGAAAAAUUGUGCGUUCAGAACCCGCGGGCCGAGGACGAGCCAGAGGUGGACACGGACCUGUCCCCGAGCUGGCAGAGGGCCUACGGGGACGAGGACCCCGACCCGUACGACGACGAUUUCGUCGAGACCGACAUCUUCGACGGGCGCGACGCCGUGUGGCAGGGCGAGCGGCCGCCGGUCUGGCGUGGCCAGCCGCUGUCGGCCUCCAGCUGGGAUCGCGUGGAGCCAGAGAAGCGCGGCGGCAAGUGGCAGGAGGAGUGGCCAGCCCGAGCGACAUCGGAGUAG